Mesocricetus auratus (golden hamster) is the source of this 423-nucleotide messenger RNA. RefSeq names its product RNA polymerase II subunit A C-terminal domain phosphatase SSU72-like. Gene Ontology annotation, cellular component: mRNA cleavage and polyadenylation specificity factor complex; nucleus. NCBI's taxonomy places the organism in Eukaryota, Metazoa, Chordata, Mammalia, Rodentia, Cricetidae. Gene Ontology annotation, molecular function: RNA polymerase II CTD heptapeptide repeat phosphatase activity. The transcript has a single exon. Gene Ontology annotation, biological process: termination of RNA polymerase II transcription. The record is from RefSeq and is a predicted model, not a curated record. Bases 66 to 311 code for a protein of 81 amino acids.
GAAGCCGGCUGCUUGGUGGGAGCUCCGGAGCGAGAGUGCCGUGGGGAGCGCUGUCGGCCGGUGCCAUGCCGUCGUCGCCGCUGUGGGUGGCGGUCGUGUGCUCCAGUAACCAGAAUCGGAGCAUGGAAGCACACAACAUCCUCAGCAAGUGGGGUUUCAGUGUCCGGUCCUUUGGAACAGGAACUCAUGUGAAGCUCCCAGGACCAGCACCUGACAAGCCCAAUGUUUAUGACUUCAAAACCACAUAUGACCAGAUGUACAAUGAUCUCCUCAGGAAAGACAAAGAACUGUAUCCCAUGGCUGACCCUUAGAGAAGCAGGGUGGUCUUCUGGUGGGUGUGAUUUGUGACUGGUAGUCACUCUGAUCCCCCACCCUGCAGGGUGUGUUUUAAGGUGAAACAGGACCAGCAAAUGUGCUCUGGCA